UGCGUCUAGGUCGCGAGCCCGAGACGAAGUUCCGCGCUGAUGAGAAUAAAACGGCAUUAUAUUCAUUGUUAUGAACAGAUUACUGCCUGCUGAUUUUCUAUAUCCUAUUGAAAAUCCACUGCUUUCCUAAGGCCAAUGGAUGAUGAUGAAAGUCGACUCAAACUUGAGAAUGUUCCAAGCCAGCCGUUCUCAGCCUUACCCUGCGAUUCAACACUACUUUCUUCAAUUAUGAAUAAAAAUGAGACCCUGAUGAAAGAGAAUAUUAGCUAUGUGAGACUCAAGAAUUUAAGUAUAUAUAUCAUGUUUAUUUUACAUUAUAUUCGUCCAGCAGUAUAUUGAGUCAUUUUAAUAGGUUUUAGAGUUUUUGACUAUUGCCACAUAUUCCGUUCGUCAGCUUCAUGGAUCAGUGAUCUUACCUACAAAUGAGGCUACCUAUAACCAGCAGAGAAGUCGGUAAUUGAAAAACAAGCUUUACAGAUCAAACUACUGGAAAACAAGCUUAAAGUAACGGAAUAUAAUAAUGAAACAACGGAUUCACAACAAAUUGAAAGGUUGCAGAAGUAUUGUGAAGAGCUGCAGAAACAAGCAAGCAAUGCAAUGAAUAAAUGUAUAUAUUAUUUCGAUUCGUAGAUUUUGGAAAUGAAGGAGUUUCUUCAUGACCAUGGUCUCAUAUGGGUAGGAGGACAAUCUACUGACCACGAAACCAGCCCGAGAAAUGACAAUGGGAUAAAACUCGAUGAAACGAUUCUAAGGUGCUUAGUUCAACAAAUUUACGUGUUGAAUAGUUGGAAUAACGAUACCAAUGAUGAGAGAAAAGUUAUAUUAAAACCAAAUUCGCCUAAUGUAGCUUGUCUCAGAAAUCAGUCACCGAUUCCACUAACUGUAUAUGCAGAUGGACUGUACCUUGGCUCUGGGCCAUUUCGUUCCUACAAUAAUCAUGAUACUCUUCAAUUUGUUCAAGAUAUACUGGACGGUUAUUUUCCAUCAGAAUUACAAUCCACUUAUCCAUAUGGGGUUCAAUUUAAACUGAUCGAUAAACACACAACUCAUUUUAUGUCAUUGAAAAAAGCAACACCAUUCUCAUCUGAUGGUUAUAAAUUGGGAAAUUCAGUCACAAGUGAACAAGGUGUAAAUCAGGAAAUUUCCUCCGUCAAUGAGAAACAAUUAUCAAAGAAUAAUAAAACUGAAGAAUUCUAUGUUGAGCAAGUCAAAAAUCAAACCAAUGUUGGAUGUGAUGCUUUAUAUAAUGAACUAAUUUCAAAUGCAACAAAUACUAUUAGACAAGAUAAAUCGUUAACUUUUGAUGAUUUGAUAAAAUGCUUGCCAGAGUACAAAUUAGCAAAAUCUGAUCAGUUGUCAAAUAUUCGAAAAGACAUGAAAGAUGAAUUUAAUGGACAUAUUAAUAUUCCGUCAUCUAGAAUAAUUAAAACAUAUAACAUAUCUAAAAAUAACUCAACAGACAAGAACCGAUCAAAGUCAGAACUUAUAACAUUAAGAAUUCAUUCAGAAGAUGGUUCACAAGUUUAUAAUAUUGAAAUGCAUCCAGAAGAUACAGUAGGAGAAUUAUAUGCAGCGUUAGAUCAUGCUAGAUCGACAAUUCUCUCAAAAACUAGUAGACAUUAUCGCCUUGUAGCUAUGGAUUCACAAAGUACUAUUGAAAAUAAACCGUGUUAUCGUCGAAAAUUAGUUGAUCUUUCCUCAACACUGUUGGCAGCUGGAAUGGUAGAUCGUACUACACUUCGCAUGGAAGUGCUUCCGCAAGAAUUGACGAAAAUUCACUCACAAUUCGAUGUGAAUGAUGUCUUGUCAACUCAGAGAUUAAGUUUAUGGAGUCAAAAUAAAUCAAUAAAGUCAAAUGGCUUAUCGGAUCAACCUUUUAAUGAAUUGCUGAAAUCACCAACGCUUAAUUGAAUAUUGGACAUUUGUAACAACUUUCAUGACGAUGGAAAGCACAAUAUAUUUUAGCAUAACAUUUCGUUUUAUUUUGAAUAAAAUAAUAUAAAAUUCUGAUUCAUUUUUC
Molecule: messenger RNA, 2020 nt
Organism: Schistosoma turkestanicum
Lineage: Eukaryota; Metazoa; Platyhelminthes; Trematoda; Strigeidida; Schistosomatidae
Source: the annotation of a GenBank genome assembly